AUGACAAACAACUUGAAUCCAAGACUUUGGCCUAAACAUUAACCCCAAUUCUCCAUGUCGGUACAGUUAAACAUCAAUCAACUCACAUUAUUCUCAAUUCUGUCCCCAUUUUCUAGAUUAUUCCCUAACUACUCCACCCCUCUGAUCAGGAAAAGUAACCUGAAAUGGAGAAUUCCGGAGCGGUGGAGGGAAUCGAAUACUGGCUGCAGUGGCAGGUGCUGCUUUGCGCGCUUAUAUUCGUGCUCCCGACGGCGCUCGCCGUCAGACUCCUCCGGAAGAGGGGCGGCGGAAGCGAUCCACUGAAGCCGGUGGAUCUCUGGGCUCCGUGCUGGCGCAAUCUCCAUCCUCGAUGGCUUCUCUUCUACCGCGCCUUCGCCUUUAUCGCCAUGGCUUACUUGCUCUACGAGACUGUUGCUGCCUUUGGAUUCUUCGUCUUCUUUUUCUACACUCAGUGGACGUUUGCACUGGUGCUAGUAUACUUUGCGAUUGCUACUGUGGUCUCGAUUCGGGGAUGUAGGAGGAAACCCAUUCAGACUGGGGAGAAGGAUAAUUUACUGAAAAAGGACAUGGAAGAGAAGCUUGGAUUUCUAGAAAAUCUACUGCAAAUCAUCUAUCAGACAUCUGCAGGAGCUGUUAUGCUCACAGAUAUCGUGUUCUGGUGCCUCUUGCUUCCAUUCAUGUCGGGCGAAAACUUUAAGCUUACUCUGUUGAUCGGGUGCAUGCAUUCUGUAAAUGCUGUGUUUCUCAUUAUUGAAUCUGCUGUCAAUCGCAUGCCAUUUACUUGGUUUGGGCUCAUCUACUUUGUUCUAUGGAGCUGCUCCUACGUUGUCUUCCAAUGGGCUAUUCAUGCUUGCUGCGUCAAAUGGUGGCCAUAUCCUUUUCUUGAUCUUUCAACACCAUGGGCACCCCUAUGGUAUCUGGCUCUGGCGUUGGUUCACAUCCCCUGCUAUGGGUUGUAUGUAUUACUUACAAAAGCAAAGCAUGCAGUCUUCUCAACAUGGUUUACCAGAUCAUUUGUGAGGUUUCCGGAGAAGAAAGAAAUUUAGCAAGUCAGAUUUAGACAUUUGGAAAUACAUGGAACUGGACUGUAUCGAGUUAUACAGCAAAUGUAUAACAACACUAUAAAUAUUUUUGUGGGAAGGACCCACUCUUUUCAUAGCUUGAUUGGUUCUUAUUUGAUACUCUUAAUAUAAUUCGAAAUAAAGGAAAAAAUAUAUCUUGUUUGAUACUCUAAUAUAAUUCAAAAUGGAUCAAAUACAUAUAGAGAUAGGAAUCACACUAUAUAUUCUAGAUUUUGAUUAUUCUAAAUGCGCAAGCAUAACAGUGUAGAAAACUACACAUGUCGAGCGAGAAAAAAAAUAAUUCUUAAAACAAAGCCAGUACUUACAUAUCUAAAAGAAACCCAACGGAAUAUUUCUUACAUACAAGAUGAGUUUUACUCAUGUUUCACACAAUAAGAAGCUUCAACUUUAUAUUUGCUUCUGACGCAAAAAUUAGUUUCUAACCAGUGAAACGACACCCAUUUGCAUUGCGCAGCAAGUUUAUUAAUCUACACCAUAAUUACCCAAAUAGUAUAAAACACCAUGAAUUCGACAAAAAGUACUACUGAGUAAUGCUAUUUAACACGGAUAUAAAAAGAACUACAGCAGAACUAUAUCUACAUAAACCAGUGAUGCGAAAAGUUGAACAAAAUUCAAACACAGAUAAACUGCAGUAUAUCCAUAAUAUCGGAACAGAUCAAAAUUAUAACAUGAAAAAUCCCUUCAAAAACGACUAUUCAACAUAUAAAAACGCCUCAAUCACCGGCAGUCUUAUUGUAGACAUAGGUGAGCCCGCACUUACCGCAGUAGUGCCUGUCGAAGUGGUUUGCCAUGAAAGUUCCGGCGCCGCACUCGGCGUUGGGGCACUCCUUCCUGAGCCUCUGAACCUUCCCAGAGUCAUCCACCUUGUAAAACUGGAGCACGGCGAGCUUGACCUUCUUCUUCUUAUGCUUGAUCUUCUUCGGUUUGGUGUAGGUCUUCUUCUUGCGCUUCUUCGCGCCACCGCGGAGGCGGAGGACCAGGUGGAGGGUGGACUCCUUCUGGAUGUUGUAGUCGGCGAGGGUGCGGCCGUCCUCGAGCUGCUUUCCGGCGAAGAUCAGGCGCUGCUGGUCCGGCGGGAUGCCCUCCUUGUCCUGGAUCUUGGCCUUGACAUUGUCGAUCGUGUCGGAGGAUUCAACCUCCAACGUGAUGGUCUUACCCGUUAGGGUUUUCACGAAUAUCUGCAUCUU
Salvia miltiorrhiza (redroot sage) is the source of this 2269-nucleotide messenger RNA. RefSeq lists its product as uncharacterized. Gene Ontology annotation, cellular component: membrane. Lineage: Eukaryota; Viridiplantae; Streptophyta; Magnoliopsida; Lamiales; Lamiaceae. The record is from RefSeq and is a predicted model, not a curated record. The transcript has 9 exons. The coding region runs from base 165 to 1046 and encodes 293 amino acids.